Molecule: messenger RNA, 408 nt
Organism: Penicillium bovifimosum
Lineage: Eukaryota; Fungi; Ascomycota; Eurotiomycetes; Eurotiales; Aspergillaceae
Exons: 3
Coding region: 1-408 (135 amino acids)
Source: RefSeq, a predicted model, not a curated record
AUGUACUACCUGCUAUUGUUCGCCAUUACGUUGACUGCAUUCCAGACAAUUGGCUGUCACGAAUUGGGCAAUACUACCCAUUUAAGGCAGGUUGAGAGAAGGCGUAUUAUUGCGCUGGUUACUGACAAAAUCGGUGGCGUGCGAAGGUGUUGGGACAAUUCUUUGAAUACCCAACCACUUAAUGUGCGAGCAGCCUGGAACUGGGGUCUGCAUGUCACAUCCUCAGCACACCGUAUCAAGAUCUACAGCGUCAACAAAACCCACAAGCUCACGCAACAAAAAUUGGCGCAGUUCAAGGAGCACGACAUUCCACUGGCUCCUCUUACCAGAUACGACGCUGUUCCAGGCAUUACCGACCGCGAAAUUGAAAAGUACCAGGAAUCCCACCCUCGCGAUGUCGACGAAUGA